AUGUAUUGGACUACCUAUGGAACCUUCUCUCUUGUGGAUCAAUUCGCCGAACGCAUCACUCCCUACUUUCCGCUGUAUUGGCCGCUCAAAGCGCUCUUCCUUCUUUACUUGUAUUUGCCUCAAACUUAUGGAGCGCAGAAUAUGUACGUCAAGUACCUCGGCCCGGCGUUCGAUAAGUUGGCGAAGCAAUGUAGAAGUUAGUUCAAUGAGCUUGGAUGAUGGUGGUAAUUGCUGAUUGAGAGUCGGAUAUCGUUGGUUAUCAAUGAACUAAGAGGGAUAGAGGGAUUUGGAUAACGUUGACGGAUUUGUGUUGAUAUCAAGUGCUUG
Meloidogyne enterolobii is the source of this 327-nucleotide messenger RNA. The record is from the annotation of a GenBank genome assembly. NCBI's taxonomy places the organism in Eukaryota, Metazoa, Nematoda, Chromadorea, Rhabditida, Meloidogynidae.